UUGUCUUGAUUCAGUACAAUGACGUGCAGUGUGGUGCAAUUUUCACAUGACUCAAGCACUUGUGGGAUACUUUGGUAAGGUGUGGAGCUGAAUACCCAGUAGAAAUGCACACUUUGGAGUGGAUUACAACACAAGGUUUUAAAGAAAAGAAAUAUGCGUAGAAGAAUGCUGUAGGACUGCUGCAGAUACCUAAAGAAGAAUGUUGGCUCUCGGAUGGUCCUUCUGGUGUAUUUUACUGAGUCUACACAUGCCACUUCAUGGCUUGGAGAUUUUUGAACAUGACAGCCACAAAGUCAUUUGCUCACAGGGUCUCUCUAAAUGCAAGAUGAAAGAUGAGAUGCCUGUUAAUCCCAGCAAAAACACUGUGGAUGUUCAGACACUAAAACCAGAUUUUAAGCUCUGCUGUACGAACAAGACAGCAUGUGCAUUAUGUUUGGUGAUAGACAUAGAGUUUAACAUCGAUCCAGAUGAAGACACGGAGGAUCAAGGCUCCUCUGGCUCAGAAAUGGAAGAAUACAGAGAAGACAAGAUCACUUCACAAGGGUCAUUGACAGUAUGUUAUUGCACAGAAGCGUCCAUGCCAAAGUGCAAGAAGGUGGUGUUUACAGUGAAUAAUGAAGCUCUUACUCAACAAAACCAGCUAAAGAUCUCAGUGGUGAUUACUCAGUCAGAUGGCUUUCCCUUUGAAAUCUCCCUGAUUGUCCGUAGCUCAAGUAUAACUGAAAGGGUUGCUGCUCCUUCUUUUAAUGAAGUGUGCUCCCAGGAACUGCAGAAAACUUUACCAGAGUGUCAAGUGCCCAAAUUCACAUUUGCAGUAAACUCAAAGAUGAAUCAAGUGGAGCUGCAGCUUGAAGACGGGAAUAAGAUCCCCCCCUCGAUGUGCAUCCAGUACGAGCAGAAAGGAAGGUGUCAGAGUUGGAACAGGAUGACCAUACCACUGUACUCCGUAACCCGCUGCAUGUGUCUCCAGCUGUGGUACGAGGAUGGACAAAGGUCUACACGGUCACUACAAUGCCCCUUCAAUAAAUCUGAUUCUCUAAAUGAAUCACAAAAGAACAUAUGGGAAAAUAUCACCGUGUCAAAGCCCCAUGUACAAAUGACCAGCUUUGGAGAAAUGUUAUCCUGGAACGUGUCUGCACCUUGCAGGCUGGAUGGUAAAGUGUGGCUGCUUAAGAAACACAGUCGAAGCAGGAGUGCCUUCAGCCAACAGCUGGAAAAUGGCACUGCAUGGAAACAAAACAUCAAGGGACUCUGGAUGAACACAUUUGUGUUUGAAAAUGUACCCCUCCGGCCCUUGCCGUGUUUGAUGAUAAGAGUAAAGGGAAUGGAACAUGACCUAGGUCCAUUUUGUUUUGAUGACAAUGUUGCAGCUGGCAGGUGGCGCUGGAGUCUCCUAGCCACUGCUGUUAUGCUGCUGGCUUUCAUUACUGUGCUGUUGUUAUGGUCCUUUCAUAAAUCUAUCAAGGGAUGGGUAUGGAGCUGGCAACAUGGUGGGAUAGUAAAAAUUGGUAAGAUGCGUCAUGUUGUCCUGCUGAGCCCCCCAGACGUGGAUGAUGCCACUUCUAAGUUGGUGUGUCAGAUCGGGUCCAACCUCAGCGACAAGGGCUUCAGUGUAUCUGUCGACCAGUGGAGCAGGAGGGAGCAGUGUAAUUGGGGGCCUCUGCCAUGGCUGCAUUCACAGCUGCUGGAGCUUAACAGCCUGGGUGGCCGAGUUCUGCUGGUUCUGACACGUAGAGCCUUGGAGAGAACCGAAGAAUGGAUGCACUGGAACAAAGAUAUUAUCAACGAAAGCAUGGGGAACAAAGAAAAUGAUCUACCAAAGCUGUGGUCACCGUAUUCUGAUUUGUUCACAGCCUCCCUGUCCCUCAUUCAAGCUGACAAGCUCCUUGAUAGAGCUGGUAAACGUUUCGUUCUGGUGAAAUUUGAUUCCCACCCAAGAGAGACUCACACCAGAGACAGGUGUUUACCAGAGCUUCUUCAGGGGCUGCCACUGUUUAGUCUUCCCUCUCAGAAUCAGUCUCUCCUAGCUGAGCUAACUGUGACAAAGACAGAGAGAGGAUCAUAUGGAGGAAGGUGAGGUACUCCAAUGGCUAAAAAGGGACCAAGACCAGCAAGAGGGCAUCAUCGUGUAAAUCGUUUAAAUCACCCAAAUGUACUUUAAUAAGCUGUAUUGCUUUUUUGUGUACAUGAAGAAUAUGUUCAUCAGAGUUGGCUGCCAUGAAGAUGAUAUGCUAAUGAAGAAUAAGACUCCCGACUCAGUGAUAAGUGAUACAAAUACAGUCAACAAAUUCCAUACAGAGACCAUAACCAAUAAUCUGUUGUUCUAAAUCUCCACAAGCCUUAUUUUAUUUUAUUUUAUUUUUUAAAUCUGCUUAAGCAGAAGCAGCUGCUGUACCAGGACAGUGUAUACAAACUGACAGUAUAAACUAAGUCCUGACAUGUCUUGAGAUGAUCAUCUCUGUACACAAAGACAACGGCAAAAAAAUCUGGAUGAUCUAUUCAUUUUGGUCUUUUAGGGGAUUUUUUGAAAGCAAGAACGAUUAUAGUCUUAUUCUCAAAGCUGCAAAACUGUAACUCCUACAGACUAAAAAUAACCGUGCACGGUAAGCCUGUCCACACCUGUCUAUAACUAUAUUUGCCUCUGUUUUUGUUUUUUUGUUUGGUUUAAAAGCUAAAACACAUCGAGUUAUGAUUGGUCUUUGGAAGGACAGCGGCUCUUAUUGGGCCAGUGUAAGGACUUACUGAAGUACUUGUUAUAAGUAUUACCACAUUCCGUAAGAGCGGUGUCUUGGGACGGAUAUGUGCUCCGCCCGCGCGGGAGGUGUGAGUUAUCUCUGCAACCGAACACAAUGUAGCCAACAGCCGGGUCAUGUGUCAAGCGGGUCUGUCUUGGAUUCACUUCUUUUAAAGUUUUCUGCCCGUUUCACCCUAUAGCAGCGCGAAGCACCAUUUCGUAAAGACAUGGUAUUUUGGAGCAAAUUCAUAGUUUCAUCUUCUGGCCAGAUGGGCAUGAAGAGUCUCCACAGAAACCUGCUUCAGGGUGUUUGCCUAUGGAGUCUGCUGGCUGUUCAGGUGAGCAGUUGUCCAGAUAGCUGCAGUUUGUGUUCAGGGCCAGAAAAUGACCAGUGUGAGGAAUGCAGAGAUGGAUGGACACUCCAUAAUAAGAUCUGUGUAGACAUCGAUGAGUGUGGCACACAGCUGGGUAACUGUCCUCCAAACAGUUACUGCUUUAAUACAGAAGGAUCCUUUGAGUGCAGAGGCUGCGACGUGGCCUGUGUGGGCUGCUUGGGUAGCGGACCAGCACGCUGCAGGAAAUGUGCUUCUGGGUACAGACUGACAGGAUCCAAGUGUUUGGAUAUAGAUGAAUGCAGUGACCGUGUGCUUGCCUGCCAUGGUCUCGAUGAGAUUUGUACCAACACAGAAGGAUCUUUCCGUUGUGACUGCGCUGAAGGAUUCAUCCGCAUGGACAGUGUUUGCGUGAAAAAGCAGUUGCCUCAUUUUGAGGAGAAAGGUCUAUUUGAGGAUAUCCAGGAUGAUGAGGUGGAGAUACUGAAGCAGAUGUUUUUUGGGGUGGUCCUUUGUGCUCUGGCAACACUUGCAGCAAAGGGAGAUUUGGUCUACACAUCUGUGUUUAUGGGAGCAUUGGCAGCCAUGGCGGGUUACUGGCUUUCUGAUCGAGGCGACCGAUUGUUAAACAGCUUUGUAAAGGGACAUUAGAGUUGCAGACUUUUGCAAAGAGAACUUUACAGGAAAUGGACAAACCAAUGCGCUGCUGCAUAGAGUGGCCAUGGAGUUUUGCAUUAUUUUGUAUUGUGUGGAAUAUAAUAUGUGCUUUUAAAAAUUUCUUGUUUGUUAAAGUGUAUAAACUAUUACUUUAAGUUUAUGCUGCUUAUAAAAAAUUUUGAUUCAGGAGGGUGACAUUUAGUGUGCCUUAUCUUCUGCAAGUCUGCAGAUUUUUCUCAGACUCAUGGAUUUAAAUUGUUUUUCCAUAAGUCAGUGUGUGAUAUCAUGGUCCUUAUGGAGUACGGAAAAGAAAAUAUAUUUGUGCAGUGAGAUUACAAAAGGUUGAUUCAGUUAAGCAGCUAAAGAGCUGAAGUGCAUUUGGUGGUAUCUAACAUCGUCUUAUUUCGUAGAAUAAAAUUACAGAUGUCUUGAAUUCUAUGUGCACAUUGCAGUUUUAGUGAGUUUGAUUACGGAGAUUCAAGUAAAACCUGUUAAAUCUUUAAAAGUAUUGGCACAGGCACCCAGGAAAAACUGACUUUCAGGGUCUCAAGUAUCUUUCUCACAAGGAAAUUAAUGAAGCUGCAGACAUCUAAAUACCACGGUGAAUGUUGUCUCACUUUACACAAGUAAGAGCCAAAGAAUCCAAACUAAAGAUCUAAACAAAGGGGGGAGAAGGUGUCUUAGCAGAAGGCUUAGGAAGAAAGUCAUGUGUUUAGAUUAUUAUAUAUAUCAAACAAACACAUUAAUGUUGUGCUCCUGCAGCAGUCCAAGGUAAUGACCAUGGCCAGUUUUCCAUAUAAAAUGCUGCUGUUAUUUGUAUGUACUGCAUUAGAAAUGAGCAACGAUUGGGGUUUUUUUCCUCUGUAUUUGGAGCAGCCAAAAUACAAUGAGAGGAUGCUUUCACCACCCUUUUUUUUUUUUUUUUUUUUUAGGUACACCUGUUCAGCUGCCGUUUAUGCAAAUAUAUAGUUGGCUAAUGAUUUAAGUGACUUUGACUAUGUCAAUGUUGUUGUUGCCAGACAGCCUGGUCUCAGUAUUUCACAAACUGGUGAUCUAUUUAAAAUUUCCCAACAUAACCAUCUUUAUAGUUUACAGACGAUGGUCCAAGGCAUGUGGACCCCAGCUCAGCAGCCAGACCCUGAACUUUAACAUGUAGCAAAAGCAGCGAUGAGCAGUUAGGCUGCUGCCUCCAUUUCUACCUGUUCAUGUUUCUGAAGUCAAAGUCUCUCUGUGCUGGUUUUCAUCUUUGCUUUUUGCUGUCAGCACAAACUAAAGGAAAGAUUAUGUGUCCUCAUUAGGAUCCUGAUUUGUGUUGGUGUAUGGAAAUUUGUAGUAAAGCUGUUAUGUUCAGUGCUUUCCAUGUGCACAUUUUUCAAGGUAUAAAUGCUCAAAUAAAUACUUUACAUACAGUUAUUCUGAAUCAGUCAUCUUCAGUGAGCAUUAAAUCAGGUUUUAACUUAAAGAAGGUAGACAAAGUUUAUGUAUAAAGUAGCAACUGUUUAAGUGAUUUUAGUUGAAAAAUCACAAACGCAGACAGAAAGAAAGUCACCUUUAUUUGAUGGAUAUAAACAAGCUGGCCAACACUCAAUAGUAAUAUUCUGAUACAGCACAUACAAUAGCAAACUGGGGCACUGAGGACAGCCUCCUAUAGUUUUUAUAAAACAAAACAUUACAGAGUAUCCAUGCUUUUUUUUCCCCCCCAAACUUACUCAAUCUCACUUUUUUUUUUUAAUUUAGGGACUUUCUCUUUAUAAAGUUGUUGUUGUUGUUUUUGUUUAGUUUUUUUUAAAUAGUUUUAUCUUGUGCAUUCACACAACAACAUACACGCACUCAUAAACAAAUAAAUUGCAGUUAUGCACGCACA
This is a messenger RNA of Haplochromis burtoni (Burton's mouthbrooder), 5587 nucleotides long. RefSeq lists its product as uncharacterized. Bases 200 to 2077 code for a protein of 625 amino acids. Gene Ontology annotation, molecular function: interleukin-17 receptor activity. Lineage: Eukaryota; Metazoa; Chordata; Actinopteri; Cichliformes; Cichlidae. The transcript has 20 exons. The record is from RefSeq and is a predicted model, not a curated record.